CCCGGUACCGGCCCCGCCAUGCCCGCCGCCUACCCGCAACGGGCCCUGACGGUGCUGCUGCUCUUCGGUACGUUGGCCGCCGCCAUGGCCCUGCUCGCCUCCAGCCUCAUCUUCCAGUUGCCGUCGGGGCGGGCCGGUACCGGUGUCGGUCCCGGUCCCGGUCCCGGUCCCGGUCGAGGGGCUCUGCCGGAGCCGGCGGCCGCCGUGUUACUGCCGGUAUCGGCCGUGCUGGCCGCUCUCUGCCUGGUGCUCAACGUGAGCUGCCUCCUCCUCUGCCUCCUCCACGGCUACUUCAGCACCGAGCUGUGCCGGGGGCAACCGGGGCCCGACCGGGCAGACUGGUUCCUUCUGGACAGCCGGACGGUUCGCCACGCUGCCAUCGGCUUGUUCUGCUGUGGGGUCUCAGUCUACCUAACAGCUCUCGCCAUCUACAUGCUGCUGCUGUUUGAACUGGAGGCCGGCAUUGCCAGCGCUUGUAUUCUCUCCUCCGGCAUCAUCGUCCUGCUGAUCACGGUGACGCACGCCUUGGUACGGGCUUCCCAGGUUUCACGCCGCACCCGCUCCGAGGUCUCUCACACCCUGUACGAGAACGACUCUGCCCAGCACGGCGAAUCCUCCACCAGCGAUCUGAACAACAAAAACGUGGCUACGCCCCGGCCCCGGCCCGAGAUCCACCGGGAAUUUUCCUUCCCUCCUUUCCUGGAGCGCAAAUCCCAGCUGGGCUCUCCAGCCAGCAGCAACCUCACCUCCUCGGGUAGCCCUGGGCUUCGCUCCGAGAAGGAGAGCUACAACCUGCCCCGAACGCACAGGACGCUGUCGGCAGAGUCAGGCCUGCUGCAGGCACAGAGCAAGCCCUGGAACGGCGUCACGCAGGAGAUGAGGAACGUGCUGUCACGCAAACCUGGAGCCUCGGGCAAGGACUCGACUCUGGUGUGAGUGGAAGCGGGACCUUUUCUCCCCGUCUCGUCCCAGGGGAGCUGCAGGCACCAGGGCCGAGAUUUGCAUCUCUAUUUAGAGCUUAAUAUAGGUCAUGUCUCACCAGAGCAGGGGGAUGGCUGCUUUUCCACCCUCUGCCCUCCUGCCUGGGGGUUUGUGCAGCCACUGCCUCACGCUCUUUGCUUCUUUUACUGAGAAGAUGCCACCUCCACUCAAAGCCAAAAGCCCCGGGCCGCCUGUCUUGAGCCCCCAGCCGCUCCUGCCACCUGCGACGCUGCUGGCACUUGCCACCCCAUGAACCAGGACCGCGUUGGCAGGGCAGCGGCUGGCAGUGACCCAUGCAGGACCCCCACGGCUGUCCCAACUGCAGCGAAGGAAGCGGAACAUGUGGGUAAGAAGAAGCAAGUGGACCUUGUCCAGGAGCAGACCUACCCUCUUUCUCCAGCAGAUUCCAGCUGAUCUCUCCGGCUGUCCAUACCUCCCUGCUCUUCCCCUGCCUCCUUCCUCCCUCCUCCAUCCCCAGGAGCCAGCACUACACCGAGACAGUUCAUACAACCGACCCAGCAUGGCUUCCCCGCAGCGUGUAGCCAGGCAGGUGUAAGAAACCGAGGGAGGCGAUGGAGGAGCUACAAGCGAGAUGGAGCCAGAGCAGUCUGCAAGCUGCAGAGGGUGGGUUUGGGGUGGCAGAGAGCCUGCUGCUUGCUCACCAGCACGUCCACCCUCUGAGCAGGACACAGCUAGCUAAGCGGGGUCUUAGCAGGGAAAGGGGCUGUGCUGGGGCAGCCCCAGCGCCCUGGCUUUGCUCAGUGGUGGAGGAACCUCUCUGGGGAUUCCUUGGGUGCCACCAGAAGAGUGCCAAUUGUUGAGGCUGAGGUCCAGGAAGGGGUUUGCAUCGGCACUGGCAGUCCUCUGCUGUAUGCAGGGCAGAAAGCGCAAGUACUAAAGGCAGCAGCUGUUUCUGUGAAACACAAGCAGGUUUAGCUCACUCUGUCCCUGUGCCGACGAACACCUUGCUGGUUACUUGCAGCCCCACGCUCUGUCAACCCUGCCCAGGCCCAGAGCAGCAGCACACUUGGUUCUUCCCCAAUUCCUUAUCAUUCAGCAACCAGUAAAGCAUUUCAGGGAGUGAAGGGAGGCCACCGAUCCAGAUUCCCUCUCACCUCCCAUGCUAUUAUCCUGAAAGACACCUGUUAUCCUGAGCACAGUGCAAUUUCUUUGGAAACUGAGCUUAGCACUGCUUUGAUCCCUGCAUCCUUGGUAAAUUCUUCAGCAGAACAGAACUGCUGGUUCCAGGAGAGAUUAACACUGAAGUUGCAUCCUUUUUAAAGUGACCUCCAAAGCUGUGCGUACAGCUCUGUUUCCCACUGCUUGACAGGGGAUGAAGAAAGUCCUUUUUUUGUUGUUUUUUUGAAGAACAGGACAGUUUCUUUU
Molecule: messenger RNA, 2367 nt
Organism: Harpia harpyja (harpy eagle)
Lineage: Eukaryota; Metazoa; Chordata; Aves; Accipitriformes; Accipitridae
Gene: TMEM221
Product: transmembrane protein 221
Exons: 3
Coding region: 19-936 (305 amino acids)
Source: RefSeq, a predicted model, not a curated record